CAUCUUCCCCCGGCCCCGGCAGACUGAUACGCUGAUAGAAUCUGAUAGAGCCUGGACGAGAGGAAUACGGGAAAUCAUCUGGGGAUCCCGGUGUCAUUUGGAGGCAGAGACGAUUACAGGACGCCAGGACAACCAGUGUCAGCCGGGAAGGACGAUAUCUGAAGGACUGAUCAGAAUUUCUUUACCAGAGCUUACUGAGGAAUAUACCCGCUUUUAACGUUAGAGAGAAGGCUCUUUUACUAAUACAAAGAACGGAAAACAUUGAGCUAAGACCGAGGAUUAAUAACAAAAUAUCUACCGCAUGUAAACUAGGAAAAUGCAGAAGUCCAGACAAUUUUAAGAUAGGCGAUAUAUAUAAGCAUGUAGUCCUUACAUGACAAAAGGCGUAUAACAACUCCAGUAAAUGUAAACAAACAGCUAUUCAAGCUAGCUGAAGUUAGCCGAUUGGGGGUUAGCUUCCUUGCUAGUAACAUAUAGCUAACCUAAGGUAGUAGGACCGAGGCACAACGGAGGUAAAGCGAACUGAACAAGGCUGUUGUCUGGUUUAAAACCAAUUUUAACCUCAACAUAGUCGUCCUCAGUGGAUGACAGCUGUCGCACUGUUUGUGUUAUCUCAGUAUGAAGUUAUUAGCAUAAUUAGCCUUUCAUCUAACGUCGGCUAACUGAUAUUUGCGUUAGCAGACCAGCUUAAUAACAUUAACACUCGCAAGCUAAAUGUAGAACAAAGAGGACAUUUUGACAAUACUACGUGUGUUUUUGACAUAGACCCGUUUAAAAUAUUUUGCUGUGAGAGAGAAACACUUCCAGGGUUGGUGUAAUGCUACAAUAGACAAUCCAGAUAUUCCGAGUAGUCCAGUUGAUUGGCUGAAAGAGUAGGACGUCGGGAUGAAGGAAAACAACUUCAUGACUUCUUAAAGAUUUAGUCAUAUCGCUCCCCUUGCCUGCGUUGUUGCAAGGCUAUUGGUGUAUUCGCGUUCUUAUCUGUAUAGUGAGUGGACAUCUCUUCGUUCUGUUUGACAGUAACCGUACUGGGCUGGUAAGUUUGGCUCGUUUGCCCUCUCAGCGGCAGCAGUCGAAAACAGUGCAGUCAAAUGGACGAGAGGACCUUCAGUUCAACGUAACGGGCUGUAAAAGGAGCCACAACUCAGCCAGGCAGUAUGGAGCAGAUUGUUAAAUCGAUCUAAAUUACCAAUAAUUUCAUUUGAAAAGAUAAGAAAACACCCUUUAAACACAGGAGAAGUUACGUACAGACACUUUGUAAUAAUAGUUAGUUUUGUUGUGUAUAUAUUUCCUAGAGACUAUUCGAAGGAGACCGUCGCCUUGUCAGAGUUUGUAUUAUGUAGCUGUGUUUGAGGGCCCAGCAGUAAGCCUCUCAGCUGUGUUUUGGUUGCAAGUGGCCUCCCCUCCCCCAGUCUUGAGACUCUAGAUUCUCUGGUGUGGAGUGUUGGACACUGUUCGCCGGGUUUCGCCUUGUUUUUUUGUUUUGUUUUGUUUUUUUAGACCGAAGAGAGGCCGUGGCCUCAAGUCGCAGUCCUCUGGACUUCGAGGCAAUUAAAAAGUGGAUGUAAUGGAACUGAUGUUCGCCGAGUGGGAGGAUGGGGAGAGGUUCUCCUUCGAAGACUCGGACCGGUUCGAGGAAGACUCUCUGUGCUCCUUCAUCUCAGAGGCCGAGAGCCUCUGUCAGAACUGGAGGGGAUGGAGGAAGCAGUCUGCUGGACCCAACUCCCCUACUGUCAAGAUUAAAGAUGGUCAGGUGAUACCACUGGUGGAGUUGUCAGCCAAGCAGGUAGCGUUCCACAUCCCGUUUGAGGUGGUGGAGAAGGUCUACCCCCCUGUUCCAGAGCAACUCCAGCUCCGUAUCGCCUACUGGAGCUUCCCUGAGAAUGAGGAGGACAUCAGGUUGUAUUCCUGCCUGGCUAAUGGGAGUCCAGAUGAAUUCCAACGUGGAGAGCAGCUGUAUCGGAUCAGAGCAGUCAAAGAUCCUCUGCAGAUUGGUUUCCAUCUCAGUGCUACAGUUGUGUCCAGCCAAGCUGGUCAGUCUAAAGGAGCCUACAAUGUGGCGGUCAUGUUUGAUCGCUGCCGCAUCACUUCCUGCAGCUGCACCUGCGGUGCUGGAGCCAAAUGGUGUGCACAUGUGGUGGCACUCUGCCUCUUCAGGAUCCACAAUGCAUCAGCAGUGUGCCUGAGGGCUCCCGUCUCUGAGUCUUUGUCCAGGCUGCAGAGGGACCAGCUCCAAAAGUUCGCCCAGUACCUCAUUAGUGAGCUGCCUCAGCAGAUUCUACCCACUGCUCAGCGACUGCUUGAUGAGCUGCUGUCCUCUCAGUCUACUGCCAUCAACACUGUCUGUGGCGCUCCAGACCCAACAGCUGGCCCUUCAGCCUCUGACCAGAGCACCUGGUAUUUGGAUGAGUCGACCCUCAGCGACAACAUCAAAAAGACACUGCACAAGUUCUGUGGGCCUUCACCUGUCGUCUUCAGUGAUGUAAACUCCAUGUACUUGUCGUCCACGGAGCCACCAGCUGCUGCUGAGUGGGCUUGUCUGCUGCGACCUUUGAGAGGCAGGGAGCCAGAGGGAAUCUGGAACCUUCUGUCCAUCGUCAGGGAGAUGUUCAAGAGACGAGACAGUAACGCUGCCCCGCUGCUGGAGAUCCUCACUGAGCAGUGCCUCACCUACGAACAGAUCAUCAGCUGGUGGUACAGCGUUCGGACAUCAGCAUCCCACAGCAGUGCCAGCGGCCACACUGGGCGGGGCAAUGGCCAGUCAGAGGUGGCAGCUCAUGCCUGUGCCAGCAUGUGUGAUGAGAUGGUAGUGCUGUGGAGGCUGGCAGUGCUUGACCCCACUAUGAGCCCCUGCAGGCGUCUAGAACUGGCAGGCCAGCUGAAGCAAUGGCAUCUUAAAGUGAUAGAGAUAGUGAAGCGGGGACAACACCGCAAGUCCCUGGAUAAGCUUUUCCAGGGAUUCAAGCCUGCUGUGGAGUCCUGCUAUUUCAACUGGGAGGUGGCCUACCCUCUGGAAGGCAUCACCUACUGCAGUGCUGAUAAGAAGAGCGCCACCUUCUGCUGGUCCAGGGCAGUGCAGAACCAGAGAGGAAUGAAAGCUGCUGCAGCAGGUGGAGGAGAACCUCUUGAACCAGGGGGAGGAUGUAGAGUUGAUGGUGGAGCUGCUGGAGAUUUUAAAGGAAGAGGAAGUGGUCACUCACCUCACCAGGAGAUGGCAGUGCGACCCAAAGAGACCAUUUUGACCAAGAGGAAGGGUUUGUCAGUGAGUGGUGGGGGAGGGAUGCUAGUCCGUCUGGGAGGGAGUGUCUCUCUGUCUCUAGAAGACGGAGGAGGGAAGUGCAUGUAUAAAGGACCGGGCUCCUCCUCUGGAGGGAAGCUGAAACUGACACAGGGAGGUGGCAAGGGCACGUCUGUUGGAGGUCCGGGUGGAGGUGGAGGGCUAGGAGGUGGUAAGCAUGCCAGUGCCAAGCGGAGAACCAGCAGUGAGGAUAGCUCUCUAGAACCGGACCUGGCUGAGCUCAGCCUGGACGACGGCUGCAGUCUGGCUUUGGGGGCUGAGGCCAGCAACACUUUUGAGUUUCUCCCCCCACCACCUGAGAUGCUGCCCUCCCCGAGCCCACUACUCCGAGACUCACGCAAGUACAGCGUCAGCAGUGGAGAGAGCAAGAUGUUUGAAACCAAACGUGUCAGCCAUGCCUCGCCUGUACUCCCUGCUGCAGAGCCUGUUCCACCCUCCUUCCCUUCCAAAGAGGCAGUGGUGGUUGUAAUGGACAUGCCCAGUACUUCAGAGAAGGAGGCAGAGGUGGAGGUGGAGUCAGUCCAGAACAGAGAUGAAGAUGUAGACUCAGCUUGCAGUAACCAGCCUUCCACCUCCGCUGCUACAGCCAGAUUAGGUAACACUCCUGCCUCUACCAAGCCACCACGGGGCCGCAGGGAGGCGACGUCUGCUGGGAGCGGGGCAGCAGCUGUGGGUGGAGCAGCUAACCAAGGAGCAGAGGCAGCAGGUGGAGCUGCAGGAGGAGAGGUUGUGGGUGAGGAUGACUAUCAAGCCUACUACCUGAGUGCUGCCUCAGAGGAGGGAGCAGACAGACAGCUUGCUGACAACCACCAGGAGGAGGAACCAGACAUCUUCGCAGGGAUCAAACCGCUGGAGCAGGAGGGACGCAUGGAGGUGCUAUUUGCGUGUGCUGAGGCCCUCCAUGCUCAUGGCUACAGUAAUGAGGCAUGCCGGCUGGCUGUGGAGCUGGCCAGAGACCUGUUGGCUAACCCUCCAGACCUGAAAGUGGAGCAGCCACAGACCAAGGGUAAGAAGAGCAAGGUGUCCACCAGCCGUCAGACGCAGGUUGCCACUAACACGCUGUCAAAAGCCGCCUUCCUCCUCACUGUCCUCAGUGAAAGACUGGAGCUCCACAACCUGGCCUUCAGCACUGGCAUGUUCUCCCUGGAACUCCAGAGACCACCGGCAUCCACUAAAGCUCUGGAGGUGAAGCUGGCUUACCAGGAGUCGGAGGUGGUGGCUCUAUUGAAGAAGAUUCCUCUGGGCCUUGUGGAGAUGUCGGCCAUCAGAGAGAGAGCUGAACAGCUCAGAGACGGAAACUUCUGUGAUUACAGACCUGUGCUGCCUCUCAUGUUGGCCAGCUUUAUCUUUGAUGUGCUGUGUACCCCAGUUGUGUCCCCAACUGGCUCCCGUCCACCAAGCCGCAACCGCAACAACGAGAUGCCUGGCGAUGAGGAGCUGGGCUUUGAGGCUGCUGUCGCUGCACUCGGGAUGAAGACAACAGUAAGUGAGGCGGAGCAUCCUCUGCUGUGUGAAGGAACCAGAAGGGUGAAAGGAGACCUGGCUCUGGCUCUCAUGAUCACAUAUAAGGAUGACCAAAGCAAGCUCAAGAAGAUACUGGAUAAGUUGUUGGACAGGGAGAGUCAGACCCACAAGCCACAGACUCUCAGCUCCUUCUACUCCAGCAAGCCAGCAGCUGGCAGCCAGAGGAGCCCGUCCAAACACAUCACUGCUGGGGCCACUGGGGGGGUCUCCAAACACGCCCCAUCAUCUUCCUCUGCAGCCACUGUGGCAGCCUCUUCCUCCAGCUCUUCCUCUGCUGUGACAAUGGCUGGUGAGGAGGUGGCACACCAGUCUGAACUGAACCCUGUGCAGAACAGCACAGCUGGGGAGAGCACUGCUGAGACCAGGGAGCACGUGUCGGAGGGCCCUGCUUCAUCAAGUGACCAGCAGAACGAAUCAGCUCCAUUUAAGCUGGAGGCCACAGUGCCCAGCCGGCUGGCGCUGGGGGCACGCUGUGGAUAUAACCAGCGCUGCUGGGGUUCACCUGUCCGGCAGAAGAAGAAACACACUGGCAUGGCCAGCAUUGACAGUAGCGCUCCAGAGACGACUUCAGACAGUUCCCCCACGCUCAGUAGGCGGCCACUUCGAGGGGGCUGGGCAGCAACAUCCUGGGGUCGGGGUCAGGACAGUGACAGCAUCAGCAGUUCAUCAUCUGAUUCGCUGGGCUCCUCCUCUUCCAGUGGUUCUCGCAGGGCAGGGGGCGGGGCCAGGGCCAAGAGCACCGACACCAGCAGGUACAAAGGGCGUCGUCCAGAGUGCCAUGCCCCCCAUGUGCCCAACCAGCCAUCAGAGGCAGCAGCUCAUUUUUACUUUGAGUUGGCCAAGACGGUGCUGAUCAAAGCCGGAGGAAACUCCUCGACCUCCAUUUUCACCCAGCCCUCAGCCAGCGGGGGGCAUCAGGGGCCCCACAGAAACCUGCACCUAUGUGCCUUUGAGAUUGGCCUGUAUGCUCUCGGCCUCCACAACUUUGUCUCGCCCAACUGGCUGUCCAGGACCUACUCCUCCCAUGUGUCCUGGAUCACUGGCCAAGCUAUGGAGAUUGGCAGUGCUGCCCUCAACAUUUUGGUGGAGUGUUGGGAUGGUCACCUCACACCACCAGAGGUGGCAUCCCUGGCAGACCGAGCAUCGCGUGCCAGGGACCCCAACAUGGUCCGGGCAGCAGCAGAGCUGGCCCUGAGCUGCCUGCCUCAUGCUCACGCUCUGAAUCCUAAUGAAAUCCAGAGAGCCCUGGUGCAGUGCAAAGAACAGGUACUAGCAAUCAAGGACAAUGUGAUGUUGGAGAAGGCCUGCAUGGCAGUAGAGGAAGCAGCCAAGGGUGGAGGUGUGUAUCCUGAGGUUCUGUUUGAGGUGGCUCACCAGUGGUACUGGCUGUAUGAGCAGUCAGUGGGUGGGGGCUCGGGCCAGCAGCGAGAGACCUCUGGACGCUGUGGGGCCAACGGGGGUUCAGGCAGGAGGCCCCCAGAGUCCAGCUGUGGCAUCCUUGACAGCGGAGCCAACAUGGAGUCAGCAGGGGUGGCAACAGUCACAGCCUCAGUCACAGCAGCAGCUGUUGUACCUGUCAUCUCUGUGGGCUCCACCAUCUACCAGUCCCACGCCAUACCCGGGCAGGCCAUUGCUCACCCUCAUACCCAGGGCCUCCACCCCUACACCACCAUCCAGGCCCAUCUCCCCACUGUCUGCACCCCGCAGUACCUGGGACACCCUCUGCAGCACGUUCCCCGACCCACCGUCUUCCCUGUGUCUGGGGCUGCAUACCCACAGGGAAUGCACCCAGCUUUCAUCGGUGCCCAGUACCCGUUCUCAGUGGCCACCGGUCCCCAGCCGCCCAUGGCAGCCACUGCUGUGACCUUCCCUGGCGUUCCUGUACCGUCCAUGACUCAAAUUGCCGUCCAUCCCUACCACACGGAGACUGGCCUGCCGCUCAGCACCACUGUAGCAGUAGGCAGCGUCCACUCUGGCCCCACCAUCCAGGCCAUACAGGGAGCCUCUAUGCCCUCCCUCUCCUCCCAGCCGGGCUCAUUGGUCAGUACUCCCUUCCCAGUGGAGGACGAGCAGCACAGUCAGCCAAUCAGCCAACAGGGCCUGCACUACCUGCAUUCUGCCUACAGAGUUGGUAUGCUGGCCUUGGAGAUGCUGGGAAGAAGAGCUCACAAUGAUCACCCCAACAACUUCUCCAGGAGCCCACCCUACACUGAGGAUGUCAAAUGGUUGCUGGGACUGGCUGCAAGGCUAGGAGUCAACUAUGUGUACCAGUUCUGUGUCGGAGCAGCAAAAGGUGUCCUCAGUCCGUUCGUCCUGCAAGAGAUCAUAAUGGAAGCUCUUCAGAGGCUGAACCCUGCCCACAUCCACGCCCACCUCCGAACACCUGCUUUCCACCAGCUUGUCCAGCGCUGCCAACAAGCCUACCUGCAGUACAUCCACCACCGGCUCAUCCACCUGACACCUGCUGACUACGACGACUUCGUCAACAUCAUCCGCAGUGCUCGAGGUGCUUUCUGCCUGACGCCUGUGGGCAUGAUGCAGUUCAACGAUGUGUUGCAGAACCUGAAGAGAGGCAAGCAGACCAAGGAGCUGUGGCAGCGCAUCUCCCUGGAGAUGGCGACCUUCUCUCCCUGAACAGCAUGGUCUGGGUGUGGGCCUGGAGGAAUCCAUCCAGUGCCCCCUUAGCCUCCAGCAUUGCUACUGCCACUGCACUGAGCCAGCCAUGUUCCUGUUGUCUGGUUCUGUCAGGGAUCCUACUCCCUGCUAUGUACACUCAACAAACACAGCACACAGGCAGUACAAUCAGCUCCCAUACCCCUCAACCUAUAAAGACUUCCUUUUUUAUGUGUUUGUCCACCCAGAGGAGAAGGCGGGUCACCCUUCUGCUCUCCUCUGUUCUUGACUGACUCCUCUCACUCCUGUUUUAUCAUGGUUCAUGUUUGUGUAACUGUAAUUAAAGUGUACGCCUUCCUUUGUUCAUCUAA
Messenger RNA from Thunnus maccoyii (southern bluefin tuna), 7806 nucleotides. RefSeq names its product zinc finger, SWIM-type containing 8 (gene zswim8). Gene Ontology annotation, molecular function: zinc ion binding. The coding region runs from base 1568 to 7456 and encodes 1962 amino acids. Gene Ontology annotation, cellular component: Cul2-RING ubiquitin ligase complex. NCBI's taxonomy places the organism in Eukaryota, Metazoa, Chordata, Actinopteri, Scombriformes, Scombridae. The record is from RefSeq and is a predicted model, not a curated record. The transcript has 26 exons.